UCUCGCAGCUAUACAUUCCUUUCCUCUCUCACCAACUCUUUUUGGAAAUGUCUCAGGGAAGGGGCAGUGCAGGUCCAGCCAUGUUCAUUGUGGUUGCACUACUUUGCCUUGUGGUUCAGUUUGAGGCAGUUCAUGGUGCAACUUUUAUAGUUGGUGGCUCCGGUGGUUGGACCUUUAAUCUCAGUAAUUGGCCUAAUGGCAAGCGCUUUAGGGCCGGUGACAUACUUGUGUUCAACUAUAAUCCAACUUUCCACAAUGUGGUUGCCGUAAACCGGGGCGGUUACAGCGGUUGCAGUACUCCGGCCGGUGCAAAAGUGUUCCAAACAGGGAAGGACCGGAUAAGGCUUGACAAGGGACAGAAUUACUUCAUAUGCAAUUUUCCCGGGCACUGUCAGUCUGGAAUGAAGAUUGCCGUCAAUGCAGCAUAAUGUGAAGCCAAAUUCAAGUGUAAAAUAUAAUUGUCACUAUCUCUAGUGUAAAAUAAUAGUUGUAUUGCUAUCAAUGCAGCUUAUGUGUGUGACCUAAUUUUAUGUCUUACUAUGUAAUGUACAUUUCAGUACCACUUUACCAUGUGGAUUGCGAGAUUAAUUUCCGUGAUUAGAACGUCAAAUUUGAGAAAUUCAAUAAUCUUUCUGUUAAGGGUUAGAGGUCAUGGGGUCACAGACUUUGUUUUAUUAGGAUCUGUUUGGAUGGGUUGGUGCUGGUGCUGGUGCUGGUGCUGGUGCUGUUUUUGUUUCUGUAUGCAAUUUCUGUAAUAUGAAAACAAGUGAUAUCAUCAUGAAAGUGUUUGGGAUGGUAACACUUAAAGGCUGUUUGUUCUGUUGUUGCAAGAAAGUCAAAUGUCACGGGCUUGGUGUAACUUUUUAUAUUAUCUUCUAAUCUACAAAUGUUGUAGUUGCCUUCAGCACCAUAGAACCUGUUAUGCUAUCUUAUUUAAUCCAUUUUCAUGAAAUUUUAUAAUCCAAACACCAAAGUGUGGAAUCAUCCUCGGA
Molecule: messenger RNA, 992 nt
Organism: Cornus florida
Lineage: Eukaryota; Viridiplantae; Streptophyta; Magnoliopsida; Cornales; Cornaceae
Product: basic blue protein-like
Exons: 2
Coding region: 48-428 (126 amino acids)
Cellular component (GO): plasma membrane
Molecular function (GO): electron transfer activity
Source: RefSeq, a predicted model, not a curated record